GUUGUUUGUUGCCGCACUUUCUCGUUGGUAGUUUGGUUUAUUCUAUCGGUUUCUGUUUAUAUAAAACUAGGGCGGUAUUUAUUGAAUUUAUUUAGAAACUGUUCUCUUGUAUCAGUACACAAUGGAUACAAAUCUCGCCGAACUCCGAAAGCAAUGUGUGACGAGUCUCUAUCUCUGCUCUGACAAUAUCACCAAAUACAUGGACGAUGAGAAGGAAGAGGAAUUCGCGAAGCUUAAGUCUUAUGUGGCGGAGUAUUGCAUGCUGGAAGCCCGGGAGGAUGUAGCUAAACAGGCUUUGGCGAAGGCAGAAGAAGAAACAGAUGCAUCAAACAUAGACUCGCUCGAAGACAAAUUCAGCCAGUACCUCGUAAGCUUGGCAAACAAGAGACUCAGCGUAGACAACCACCCGUAUAUUGUGGAAAUUAACAAAAGGAUGCAGCGGGCCAUGAUGGAAACCAGGAGUAUUUUAGAAGAAUCUGACUUAGCUAUUACUGAAUCUGACAAUAGAAUGAUUGAUCCAAUAACCAAGAAGCCCAUUGAGGAUCCAGUCCGGAAUAGCCUGUGCAACCACGUGUAUGAACGGGCCUCCAUCAUGCAGCUGCUCAGUGUGAACCGAAAAACCAGGUGCCCAGUGGCGGGCUGCGGCAACAAGCAGCCCGUGGCGGCCGCGCAGCUCGCGCCCGACGAGGAGCUCAAGUUCCGCCUCACGCUGCGCGCGCACUCCACCAUGAUACAGGGCACUGACCCGCUCGCCUUAGACGAUACCAUCUAGUACAUAUGGUACAGUCAAGGUCACACCGUGUUUUUAUUCAAUUCCGUUAACUCCAGGGUAUGGGUAAGUGCGUUUAAGGAAACUAAAAGGUAUAGUUAAAAAAUAUAUAUAUACAAAGUAAUUAAAUGUUGCAUAUAGCGUUGUUGUAACACGGGCAUAACAUUUAAUUCAACCAAACAAUUGAAAACUGUGACAUAAUCAAUGUCAUUUAAGAUCAAGAUAGUACGUAAGUUUAGUAGCAAAUGUACACACUAAUCAAUAUGUGAACAGGGGGCCUACCGCGAAAACCGAAAUUCGCAAUUUGCGGGAAUCUUUCUCUUUUACACUUAUUAAGACGUAAUUAGAGUGACAGAGAAAAAUGCCCGCAAUUGACGAACUUCGAUUUUCCCGGUAGGGCCUCAGGCCCUAAAGAAAGUGUAUAUGCUCGUAAGGGCCUUAUAAGAUAAAAAUAAUUUAUUAUCUCCGACCUGGAGUUAAUUAGAAUACCAGUGUCUUUGACAAAGUUACUUAAUUUAAGCUCAGGUAUGCACCCUUAAAAUUAACGGAAAUCAAAAAAACAUGGAUAAAGUGCCAAAAAUAUGUAUACACGACCUUAUUUCCCAUACAUUAAGAAAGUGUGUAAGUACAUAUUUUUGGCACUUUGUCAGUGUCGAUAUUUAAUAUGUCGACUGUACGGUAACAGAAAUUUUGAUACAUUUAGAGUUCAAGCUAAAUUGGUUGUCAGUAGUUCAAUAUUAUAUAUAGGUAUGAAAUGCCCAAUGUAAAGCAAGGAAAAUUUUGUAGCCACAGUAAAUUUACUGCCAUCUCUCGACACAUUAUUAACUUUUAGAAUGCCAUUUGACUUUGAUCCUUAUAUUUUCACUAAUAUGUGUUAAAUUUGUUAAAUAUCAAAAAGUGGCGCCAUCUUACCGGGCAUCGGCUAAAGGUUGUGGCGCCAUCACUCGAAAAGAUGCCAUACCUUUGGCCUUCGAUCUAUUAGAUGGCGCCACUUUUUCAUAUUUAACAAAUUUUACACAUAUCAGGGAAAGAAUAAGGAUCAAAGUCAAAUGGCGUUCUAAAAGUUUUAAUCAUGUGUCGAAAGAUGGCAGUAAAUUGACUGUGACUAAGUUUUCUUUGACAAUCCACCUCUAUUUCAAAUUCUCUUUGUAAACCCUGUAUAGCUCAACAAUUAAAGUCCGUGACAGUUAAAUAAUACUAUGUAAAGUAAGGAUGCUAAGCAGGAAGAAUUUCGUACAUUGACCCAUCUGUCCCUAUCUCUGUCGCACGCGUGUGACCACUGUGCGAGGGGAACGUGGAGACUGCGUUUGUAUGGAAAGGCCGUACCCCCAUACAAAACUUAGUCCCCAUUUUGCCCUCUGGAUGUUGACAUAACAGAAAAUAUUUUUACUAAAUUCGAUGUAUAUUAAAACCAUAGCUAUGCCUCUACGUUUGAGUUGUUUAGAUUUUUUGAUUAUUAUAAAAAUUAGGAAAGAAAAACAAAUUUCGUCUUAUAAUAAUUAAUAAUACGAAAAAAAAAACAUAGGGGCAUAGCUGUGGUUGAUAUACUUAGCAGUGGCGGAUCGUUCAAAGAACUCGAUUCCCACCGGCUUGUCUAAUAUCAGCCUGUUGAGUACUUUCACGAUCGGUUCAUGGAGAAAAGGAAAGCAAAAUUAGCUCCGGAUUCCCUACGAAUAUUUGUGACGCGCCGCCACUGAUACUUAGAACAAAUUGUGUUGACAUAUUUUCAAUAAUACAAUACAGUACAAUUGAGGGGAAACGAAUAAUGCUACCAUAGCUUUCGCGUGGAAACCGCCGGACAGAAGCCGUGGCUCCGGGCGUCCUGUACACUCUUGGCAACGGUCCGUCCAAAGAGAGUUACGAGCGGUCGGGUUGAGCUGGAGCGAGGCCAGAAGACGAGCUGAAGAUAGGAAGGCGUGGCGCGAGCUGGUGAAGGCCCUUUGCACCUCUGGGGUGUUUUAGGACAACAAUACAAUACAAUACAAUACUCUUUAUUGAAUACCUCACAUAGUUGACAAUAAAUGUACAGAAACAAACAAAGACAAUUUGAUAGAGGUAACAACAGGCGGUGUUAUCGCCUAAGAGCGUCUUCCAGACAACCUUUGGGUAUCGGAGACAAAAAAUUAGAAAAUAAUAAUAAUGUUAAUAUCCAGAGGGGAAAAUGGGGACUAAGUUUGUAUGGAGAAACGGCCUUUUAAGUUUAGUUAGUUUUUAUCAUUGAUUAAGAGGGAAGAAUACUUUUUCUAUGAAAUUCCAUUUCGGGAGAAAACGUUUUCCACUAAAUAAAUCUUAACAAAUCACUUUGAUUUUGAUGUCGUUCGCUUCAGCAUUAUGAUAUUCUAGUUUUAUAGGUUUCGCUUAUUUUAUUUUGUUUUGUAAAUUUUGAAAAAAAGGAAAACCUCUAAACCUAGUUUUUCAUUGUCAAUAAAAUACUAACCCCCUUAUUCAUAAACGUGUACUAAAGUUACGAUGCCGCUGAUCAUCGUUUGUCCCUUUCCAUCAAUACGUCGGAAAGGGACAAACGAUGAUCAGCUGCAUCCUAACUUUAGUACACGUUUAUGAAUAAGGGGGUAAAAAAUUAUGGAAAAUGGAAAAUAUUUAGAUGUGGAAAAACGUUCUCUUUUUGUUUAAACGAUCACGUGACUUCCCUCUUAAUGCACGCUACGGUCGGCAUUGACAACCGACAAAGUUUUUAUCAUUGAUUAAUGUUUAGAUAUUUUUAAAAUUUUAAUUUGGAAAUAAAAAAACUACACAAUUUAA
Cydia pomonella (codling moth) is the source of this 3529-nucleotide messenger RNA. RefSeq names its product E3 SUMO-protein ligase NSE2-like. Gene Ontology annotation, cellular component: Smc5-Smc6 complex; nucleus. The coding region runs from base 122 to 772 and encodes 216 amino acids. Lineage: Eukaryota; Metazoa; Arthropoda; Insecta; Lepidoptera; Tortricidae. The transcript is spliced from 5 exons. Gene Ontology annotation, molecular function: zinc ion binding; SUMO ligase activity. Gene Ontology annotation, biological process: protein sumoylation; double-strand break repair via homologous recombination. The record is from RefSeq and is a predicted model, not a curated record.